AGCGGGCGCCAUAUUGAAAGAUCGUAGCUCUUGAAAAGCGGCCGACCGAGGUGUAAAAUCCGUGUUGUUCGCGAAAAGUUUGCAAAUUGUGCCGGUCAAAGCGGUUCCGUUACGGUCGAAACCAGUGCGAAAAGUGAGCGCAAGUUCCGGUGCAUCGAGUGAGCCCAAAACCAGCCCGGAAACCAUGGCUUCGGACGAGGAAAUUGACGAAUCUAUUGCCGAGGAGGAAGCCGGCGUGGAUGAGACGGGUGACACCUCUCUGGCUGCGGAGGAAAACUCCGAGGACGAAACGCUCAAGAGUCUAGCGCAGGCCCAGGACGAUGACGACGACUACGAACCGGAGGACAACCGCAGCAAGAAAAGCAAGAAGGGCAAAAAGCGGAAGGCUCGCAGCGAGGAGAAGCGAGGUCGCAAGAAGAAGAAGCGAAAGAAGAACGAUAGCGGGGACGAGAGCGACGUGAAGCAGAGUGACGAUGGAGGGGCGGCGGCGGAUUCGGACUACGAAAGACCGAAACGUAGCUCGCGGGAGAAAAAGAAAGGCAAGGAGGAUAAAAAGGAGGAGAAGAAAGGCGGAGCGGAUUACAACAUGCCGUCGAUCGAGGAGGUUUGCAGUACGUUCGAUCUGAUCGAUGUCAAGAUCGAAUAUACCGAUGAAGACUACGACAACUUGGUCACCUACAAGAACUUCCAUCAGCACGUCCGGCCAAUCCUGCAGAAGGAGAACCCCAAGGUUCCGAUGUCCAAGCUCAUGAUGCUGGUGGCGGCCAAGUGGCGAGAGUUUACCGAAGAGAAUCCCAAUCUUCAAGCCGAAGAAACAGAAGAACGGGAAGAGGAUGAACCUCCGCCAUCUCCGGAGUACGUGCCCAAGUCCAGUCGUUCGAGGACAAAGACCGAAAAGAGAGACGACGAUAUGGUCUACGACGAUGAUGAUGACGAUGAGGAAGAGCUGGAACGAGAGCGAAGCAAGAAGAAGAGCAAGAAGGGUUCUUCCAGCGCCAAGAAGGGCAAGAAACCGAAGGUACCGACACUGAAGAUCAAGUUCGGACGCAAGAAGAACGUUAGCUCCGAUGAAGAUCAAGAUGCCAGCAAUGGAUCGGAGCGGGAUUCGGAUGCCGAGUUCGAAAAGAUGCUGCAACAAUCGGAGGAUAAAGCCGACAAGGAGAAGGAGAAGGCAGAAGCGGAUGCGGCUGCACAAGCGGAGAGCGGCGAACCUGCGGUCCGCAAGAAGGCCAAAACCAAGAUCGGCAACAAAUCCAAGAAAAAGGGUCGAUCCAAGAAGAACCGUCCAGAAGACGGUGAGUUUGAACAUCAGGAUUAUUGCGAGGUCUGCCAGCAGGGAGGCGAAAUCAUCCUGUGCGACACUUGCCCCAAAGCGUACCAUCUGGUCUGUUUGGAUCCGGAACUGGAAGACACUCCGGAAGGCAAGUGGUCUUGCCCGACUUGCGAAGCGGAAGGUCCCGAUGAUGAGGAUGACGACGAGCAUCAGGAGUUCUGUCGGGUGUGCAAGGACGGUGGAGAGAUGCUUUGCUGCGAUAGUUGUCCAUCGGCUUAUCAUACGUGGUGUUUGACACCACCGCUGGACGACAUUCCCGACGGGGAUUGGAGGUGCCCUCGGUGCAGCUGUCCACCGAUUGCGUACAAGGUGGCCAAGAUUCUCACCUGGAGGUGGACCGAUAAACCGAUCGAUCCAAAUGAACCGUCUACUUCGAAGGCAACUCCGACUCGCCGACGGGAGUAUUUCGUGAAAUUCGCAGAUAUGUCGUACUGGCACUGCGAUUGGAUCACGGAACUUCAGCUGGACGUUUAUCACCCGUUGAUGUACCGAUUCUAUAUUCGCAAGUACGACAUGGAAGAGCCUCCCAAGCUGGAAGAGAUGUUGGACGAGGAGGAUGGCCGUUAUAAGCGUCUUUUGAAGAUGCGGGAAGGUGAUCUGGACGAGGCGGAACUGGAAGAGAAAUAUUACAAAUACGGAGUCAAGCCGGAAUGGUUGAUGGUGCACCGGGUGAUCAAUCACCGAACUAUGCGUGAUGGCCGCACGUUGUACUUUGUCAAAUGGCGUGAUCUCCAGUACGACCAGUGCACCUGGGAGGAGGAUGAUGACGAAAUUCCGGGCCUGAAGAGUGCGGUUGAAUACUAUAUGGAUCUCCGGAAUAACUGCAACAAUGAAAUGGGCAACAGCAGCAGUAGCAAAAAGAACAAAAAGAAGGGCCGGAAGUCUAGGGCCAAGGAAUUGGAGGACGACGACCGAAUCUCCAAACGGUACACACCUCCUCCGGAUAAACCUACGACAGACCUGAAGCGAAAGUUCGAAGUCCAGCCUCCAUAUUUGGAUGAAACCGGAAUGAGACUGCACCCUUAUCAGCUGGAAGGUAUCAACUGGUUACGUUACUCUUGGGCCAACGAUACCGAUACCAUCCUGGCAGAUGAGAUGGGUCUUGGAAAGACCAUCCAAACGGCAACUUUCCUGUAUUCGCUGUACAAGGAAGGACAUUGCCGUGGACCCUUCUUGGUUGCGGUCCCACUCUCCACCAUCAUCAAUUGGGAACGUGAGUUCGAGACGUGGGCUCCGGAUCUAUACUGCAUCACCUACGUCGGAGACAAGGACUCGCGAGCAAUCAUCCGCGAGCACGAAUUGUCCUUCGAGGAGAAUGCCGUUCGAGGAGGACGUGCCUCCAAGAUCCGCGCCAGCACAUUGAAGUUCAACGUCCUUCUGACCAGCUACGAAAUGGUUUCCUUUGACGCCGCCUGCCUCGGAUCGAUCGAAUGGGCCGCCCUGGUGGUGGACGAAGCCCAUCGAUUGAAGUCGAACCAGAGCAAGUUCUUCAAGACGCUUUCGAACUACAGCAUCAACUACAAGCUGCUGUUGACCGGUACGCCGCUGCAGAACAACCUGGAGGAAUUGUUCCACUUGUUGAAUUUCCUGAACAAGAACAAGUUCAACGAUUUGACCACGUUCCAGGCCGAAUUUGCCGACAUCAACAAGGAAGAUCAGGUCAAAAAAUUGCACGAGAUGUUGGGACCGCACAUGCUGCGUCGUCUCAAGGCUGACGUACUGAAGAACAUGCCGACCAAGUCCGAGUUCAUCGUCCGUGUCGAGCUGUCCCAGAUGCAGAAGAAGUACUACAAGUACAUCCUGACGCGUAACUUCGAGGCCCUGAAUCCGAGGGGAGGUGGCGGAGCCUGUUCGUUGAUCAACAUCAUGAUGGACCUGAAGAAGUGCUGUAACCAUCCGUAUCUGUUCCAAGCGGCGGUGGAAGAAGCACCAUUGGGUCCGGGUGGAACUUAUGAAAUCCAAUCGCUGACGAAAGCGGCCGGUAAGCUAGUUCUGCUGGAAAAGAUGCUCAAGCAGUUGAAGGAGCAGGGACAUCGUGUGCUGAUCUUCUCGCAGAUGACAAAGAUGUUGGACAUCUUGGAGGACUUCUUGGAAGGAUUCGGCUACAAAUACGAGCGUAUAGAUGGUGGCAUCACUGGAACGCUGAGACAGGAAGCCAUCGAUAGGUUCAAUGCCCCGGGAGCUCAACAGUUCUGUUUCCUUCUUUCGACCAAGGCCGGUGGUUUGGGUAUCAACUUGGCCACCGCAGAUACCGUUAUCAUCUACGAUUCGGAUUGGAAUCCUCACAACGAUAUUCAGGCUUUCUCUCGUGCCCAUCGUAUUGGGCAGGCAAAUAAAGUCAUGAUUUAUCGGUUUGUAACGAGGAACUCGGUUGAAGAACGAGUCACACAGGUGGCCAAGAGGAAAAUGAUGUUGACCCAUUUGGUCGUACGACCAGGAAUGGGCGGAAAGGGUGCUAACUUCACCAAGCAGGAGUUGGACGACAUUCUUCGAUUCGGUACAGAGGAACUCUUCAAAGAGGAUGGUAAAGACGAAGAAGCUAUCCAUUACGAUGACAAAGCUGUUGCCGAGCUGCUGGAUCGUUCCAACAAAGGCGUGGAAGAGAAGGAGAACUGGGCCAACGAGUAUCUGUCGUCGUUCAAGGUGGCCUCGUAUUCGACAAAGGAAGAUGUCGAGGAGGAAGUUGACACGGAGAUCAUCAAGCAGGACGCGGAAAAUUCGGAUCCGGCUUAUUGGGUGAAGCUGCUGCGACACCAUUACGAACAACACCAAGAAGAUCUGUCGCGGACUCUUGGAAAAGGCAAACGUGUCCGUAAGCAGGUCAACUACACGGAUGGUGGAGUGGUUCAAGCCGACCCGGUCAAGGAGGAUUCCACUUGGCAGGAGAAUGUGUCCGACUACAAUUCGGAUUAUUCCGGCAAUUCGGAUGAUCAGGGCGAUGAGGAUGACGAAGAUGGAGAUUUGAACCGUCGCAGCAAGAGGAGAAUCGAGAGGAAUCAGUCCGAGAGAGAUAACCGUCCUCUUCCACCGUUGCUGGCUCGAGUUGGCGGUAACAUUGAAGUCCUGGGCUUCAAUGCUCGCCAGCGGAAGAGUUUCCUGAAUGCGAUUAUGCGUUACGGAAUGCCUCCUCAGGACGCCUUCAACUCGCAGUGGUUAGUUAGGGAUUUACGUGGUAAAUCUGAGCGCAACUUUAAAGCAUACGUAUCGCUGUUCAUGAGACAUCUCUGUGAACCAGGAGCGGAUAACGCGGAAACCUUUGCCGAUGGCGUUCCUCGGGAAGGUCUCAGCCGACAGCACGUUCUGACCCGUAUUGGUGUCAUGUCGCUGAUCCGAAAAAAGGUUCAGGAGUUUGAGCACAUCAAUGGAUACUACAGCAUGCCAGAGCUGAUCAAGAGGCCUUGUGAACCAAUCAAGUCAGCGUCUGGAGAUGCUAGUGAAACUCCUAAAUCGGCCACCACCAGCACGAGUGCUACUCCAGCAACCAGCGCAGCGCCUAGUCCUGCACCGACAGCCGCAGAUAAGGAGGAUGAUACCAGCACUUCGGCAGAAGACAAGAUCAAGAAGGACACGCCCGAAGAGAAGAAGGAAGAUGUGAAGAAAGAAGAGUCAGAGGAGAAAUCGGAAGAGGACAAGAAGGAGGAGAAGACCGAGGAAAAGUCUGAAUCUGCGGAGACUAAAGCUGAGCCGGAUGUGAAAAAAGACGACGAAGCUUCGGAGGAGAAGAAAUCGGAAGAUACCGAUGUUAAGUCGGAGGAUACCAAGGAACCAGCCAAAUCCGACAAACCUAAGGAAGAGGAAACCAAGAGUUCAACUCCCGCUCCGACGGAAGCCAAGAAGGAAGAAGAUGACGAUGAUGAAGUUAAAAUCACAUCGGAUAAGAAGGAAGAGGACAAACCGAUUGCGAUCGAUGACGAUGACGACGAUGUGGUGAUUGUCAAAGAUGAUGACGAAGAUGUCAAGAAACCAGCCGCUAAGCCGGAACCAAUUGAAGUUCAUAAGCGACAAUUUAUGUUCAACAUCGCCGAUGGAGGUUUCACCGAACUGCACACUCUUUGGAUCAACGAGGAGAAAGCAGCCGUCCCCGGACGAGAAUAUGAAAUCUGGCAUCGCCGUCACGAUUACUGGCUACUGGCUGGUAUCGUCACCCACGGAUACGGUCGCUGGCAGGACAUCCAGAACGACAUUCGGUUCGCCAUUAUCAACGAACCGUUCAAAAUGGAUGUCGGUAAGGGCAACUUCCUGGAAAUCAAGAACAAGUUCCUUGCCCGGCGGUUCAAGCUUCUGGAACAGUCUCUGGUCAUCGAAGAGCAACUACGACGGGCUGCCGUGCUGAACCUUUCUCAGGAUGCCAGCCAUCCGGCCAUGGCACUGAACGCUCGCUUCGCCGAAGUUGAAUGCCUUGCUGAGUCCCAUCAGCAUCUGAGCAAGGAAUCUCUGGCCGGCAACAAACCGGCCAAUGCCGUCCUCCACAAGGUGCUGAACCAACUGGAGGAACUCCUGUCAGACAUGAAGAGCGAUGUUUCGCGUCUGCCGGCCACCCUGGCUCGCAUUCCACCCGUUGCCCAACGGUUGCAGAUGUCCGAACGGUCCAUUCUGUCCCGCCUGGCGGCCACCGGAAACACCGUGCAGCCAAAUCCACCUCUGGCGCAAUUCCCGGCCGGUUUCCAAGGAACCAGUCUGCCGGGUUUCGCAGCGGCAGCAGCUGCAGCCGCCAACUUUGCCAACUUCCGGCCGACGUUCUCAGUACCCGGUCAACCCACACCGAGCUACCCCAGCGGUUCCGGAUCGUCCAAGUAAAUUAAUUGGAUACAAAAAACCACGUCUAUUCUUAACUUACGAUUUUAGUUGUAUAAUUACUAUUAUGUAUGUGUAUUGCGCUAUUGUAGGUUUAGAUUUGUUUCCCCGUCUCUUCCUUCUUCUCGCUUACCUAAUUCGUGUUCCUCCUUUGUCGUGCCCUGUCCGUAAAAUUUAGAAUCAAAAGUGAAUUUUUUUCUCUGUAAAGAAAUUUUAUUUAUACCUGAAUACAAACACAAACAGCUCCGAUACCGAAUUCUUAACUGAGUGAAAGGAAGCUGAUGAAAAGAGCAAAAAACCCAAUAAUUAUGGACACACAAAUCCAUGUUUUGCCGUAAGAUAACACAAUUUGAGUGAUAACACUUUUAGAAUUAUCUAAUAAAAAACGUACAUUGCAAAAAAUAUCGUUUCCAAUUUAAAACUCAUUUGAAAAGCAAAUGAAUAAACACGCAUCUCUAGAUGGUAUGAUGUAAAAUUGA
Messenger RNA from Aedes albopictus (Asian tiger mosquito), 6606 nucleotides. RefSeq names its product chromodomain-helicase-DNA-binding protein Mi-2 homolog (gene Mi-2). The transcript has 5 exons. NCBI's taxonomy places the organism in Eukaryota, Metazoa, Arthropoda, Insecta, Diptera, Culicidae. Bases 185 to 6130 code for a protein of 1981 amino acids. Gene Ontology annotation, biological process: negative regulation of transcription by RNA polymerase II; chromatin remodeling. The record is from RefSeq and is a predicted model, not a curated record. Gene Ontology annotation, molecular function: DNA binding; histone binding; chromatin binding. Gene Ontology annotation, cellular component: nucleus; chromatin.